This is a messenger RNA of Aspergillus nomiae NRRL 13137, 2375 nucleotides long. RefSeq names its product lysophospholipid acyltransferase family protein. Gene Ontology annotation, cellular component: mitochondrial membrane. The transcript has 7 exons. The coding region runs from base 1 to 2298 and encodes 765 amino acids. Lineage: Eukaryota; Fungi; Ascomycota; Eurotiomycetes; Eurotiales; Aspergillaceae. The record is from RefSeq and is a predicted model, not a curated record.
AUGGCACGCUUUCGGGAGAACCCGUUCGACUUUCUACGGGAAGUGAGCCUCUAUAUGUCAGGUACUGGCUGGCGCGCAUACGACGAUGUGAUCGGGCAGCCUAUAUUUUACUCCGGAUUUUCGGAUCGGAUGAAGACGAACAUCCUCGCAAGCUCUCUCUUACGCAGCAAGGUUAAGGAACUGGCCGAAGCCCGAUUAUCGGUAGAAGAGAAGGAGGGCCUCUUAGAUGUGAAGCCGGGCCCUUUGCCGAAGAAGAAGGCCCAUCGGCGGAAUGAGAUCGAGAGUAACCUAAAGGAGGUGGUUGACUCUAUGCUGGACAAUAUGAUUUGCAAGAUGGAGAGCCGGCGGUUUAUCCGCGGCGCAUAUUAUCUCUGCACUCAGCUUCUCACGCGUGCUUAUCACCAAGGAAUUCACGUAUCGAGUGAAGAAGUUCUGCGCUUAAGGUCCGUUGCAGCAGAAGCGGCCAAAAAGAAGCAGUCUAUUGUCUUUUUGCCGUGUCACAAGUCGCAUGUUGACUAUGUUUCUCUCCAACUUAUCUGCUACCGCUUAGGGAUUGGUUUACCUGUCGUCGUGGCAGGCGACAAUCUGAACAUCCCGUUACUGGGGCCUUUCUUGCAGCAUGCUGGGGCCAUGUGGAUUAGGAGGAGCUUUGGAAAUGACCCGUUGUAUAAUACCGUCGUCCAGGCUUAUAUUGAUACAAUGUUGCAACAAGGGUUCAAUUUCGAAUGUUUCAUCGAAGGCGGGCGGUCUAGAACUGGAAAGUUGUUAUCGCCCAAAUUCGGAAUUCUGAGCUUCAUAUUAGACAGUGUGCUAUCCGGCCGUGUGGAGGACACAAUCAUCUGCCCCGUUAGCACACAAUACGAUAAAGUUAUUGAGACUGAAUCCUAUAUUAGCGAGCUUCUUGGUCAGCCGAAGCGCAAAGAGAACCUUGCGGAUUUCCUUUCGUCUUCUUCUGUAUUAUCCCUGAAGCUAGGUCGGGUAGAUGUUCGAUUUCACGAACCUUGGAGUCUGAGGGAAUUUGUCACGCAGCAAUUGUCCCGAUUACCAGACCAGAUUGGCGUAAAUAGUGGCAGGAAACUCAAUUAUGAAGAAAGAGGCCGAAUCCUAAGGACUUUGGGUUAUAGAGUUCUUUCGGAGAUCAAUGAUGUCUCUGUGAUGAUGCCUACAGCUUUGGUUGGUACCGUGCUGCUAACGCUUCGCGGGCGCGGCGUCGGCAAAGCGGAGCUGGUGCGUCGGGUGGAGUGGCUUUGUGAGCGUGUGCGCAUGAAGGGUGGCCGGGUUGCACACUUUUAUAGGUAUCCGACUGAGGUGGUCGUUGAUCGUGCCCUUGAGGUCCUCGGGUCGAAGCUCGUGGGUGUAGUAAGCGGUCUUGCUGAGCCGACAUACUACGCUGUGGAUCGCUUCCAGCUGUCUUUCUAUCGCAACAUGACCAUUCAUUUAUUCAUUACGGAAGCGCUGGUCUCGGCAGCUAUGUACACGAAGGUCAAACGGGGUGGUGGCCCAUCUCAUCAACGAAUUUCAUAUACGGAUCUCUUAAACCAAGUUUCUUUUCUUUCGCAGCUUUUCCGUGGUGAGUUCAUCUUCCCUCCGGAGGGGUUGACUACCAAUUUAGAGAAAACUCUCCAGGGACUCGAGAAAGAUGAUGUUAUCACCGUCUCUAGGGAUUCCUCCGGCACACCUCUGUCCGUUGAGCUAAGCGAUGCGGAACGGCAGUGUGGAAGAGAGAACUAUGACUUCUACUGUUUCUUGAUCUGGCCAUUUAUCGAGGCUUCAUGGCUCGGCUCGGUGUCUCUGCUUGGACUCACCCCUCCAGUCAAUGAACAGAAGGAUAUCUGGAUCGACUUGAAGAAGGCGCAGGAUAGUGCUCAGCUGCUUGGCAAAACGUUGUACCAUCAAGGCGACUUGUCCUAUUUCGAAGCCGUCAACAAGGAGACCCUCAAAAACUCAUACCAACGCUUCGCGGAAGAAGGUAUCAUCCUCGUUCGCAAGAGCAAAGAAUCACGCGCUGCACCUGUGGUGAAGCUUGCACCCGAAUGGACACCCGAACGGGACCCGUCCACCGGCAAGCUAUUGCCUCGUGGACGCCUUUGGGACUUCACCGAGUUGAUUGCUCAGUCUAGGCGCGAGGGGAAAAAUCGUCGAGAUGGCGCAACGGUCUCCUCUCGCGUUCUGAUCAUGACCGACUUGGUCGGCCGUAAACUAUUUGAGAGCGCCGCAAGCCCUGACUUGGAAGACAGCGUAGACGUUUCAGCUCGACAACAGCGCAGAAAAGACAUUACGCCCAGCUCUAAACUUUAAUACUUACUCGUCGCAUGGAUUUUUAUAUUUUGUUACGGAUUGUUUAUAAUCGUUUACUAUUCUAACCCGCCUCCUUG